Molecule: messenger RNA, 2140 nt
Organism: Phragmites australis (common reed)
Lineage: Eukaryota; Viridiplantae; Streptophyta; Magnoliopsida; Poales; Poaceae
Product: amino acid transporter AVT1C-like
Exons: 12
Coding region: 230-1915 (561 amino acids)
Cellular component (GO): plasma membrane
Source: RefSeq, a predicted model, not a curated record
AUUCUCAGAAGCAGCCGGAGUGACAGGACAUACAAGAUAUUUAGCAAAGUGAUUCGAUAGAUCAACAAGAGGGACAUACAAGAUACAAGUGGCAAUCAAUCUAUUCCGGAGGAAUCCUCUUGGCUUCCUGCUGUCUGCUGCUGCGGCCUCUUCUUCUUCUUCUUCUUCUGCUGCUGCUGCUAAUAAAAGCAGACGAGACCCGAGCGAGCGAGACCCGAGCGGGCGGGAGAUGAAUACGACGAGCUCCAUGUCGGAGCACAACCUCAUCAUCGAGAGCGACGACGACGACCACCAAUCCAACGCCGCCGCCAACGCCACCCGUGAUGAUUCACCAGGCUCCGACUUGGACUCCGACUCCGACUCCUCCUCGUCCUGCGCCACCCCACGCCCACGCGGCCCCACCCCCUCCUCCUCCUACACCCAACAAUGGCCGCAGAGCUACAGGCAAUCAAUUGACAUUUUUAGUACCGUGCAGUCACCCAAUCUGAGUUUCUUAGGGACUCCAACUCUAAGCAGAUUGUCCAAUUCUUUCCUCACCAACUCUUUUCGGGGCAAAACCCCUGAAAUCAACUCUAAUCUUGUCAAGCCACUUCUGCGCCCCACUACAAGUGAUGAGCAGCAGCAACAUGAAGAUAUCCGAAAGAGUUCCCAAUACCUUCUGCCCUCAAGAAAACCCUCUUUGCAACAGAUCCCUGAGGAUCAAAAGCCAUUGGUAGUUGGUCAAGAGAUCUCUCCUUAUCAAAAAUGCUCUUACACCCAGGCAGUGAUGAACGGAAUAAAUGUACUAUGUGGUGUGGGAAUCCUAUCAACACCUUAUGCCGUUAAACAAGGGGGUUGGCUUGGACUGGUGAUACUCUGUUUAUUUGCUCUGCUAGCAUGGUAUACUGGUCUGCUCCUGCGCAGUUGCCUGGACAGCAAGGAGGAACUUGAGACAUACCCAGAUAUUGGCCAUGCCGCCUUUGGCACCACCGGCCGUAUAGUCAUCUCGAUAAUCCUGUAUGUGGAAUUGUACGCCUGUUGCAUCGAGUAUUUGAUAUUGGAGAGCGACAAUUUAUCAAAACUAUUCCCCAAUGCACACCUUACAAUUGGGAGCUUGACACUGAACUCUCAUGUAUUUUUCGCAGUCUUGACUACCAUCAUAGUCAUGCCGACCACUUGGCUCCGUGACCUUAGCUGUCUGAGCUAUCUUUCAGCUGGAGGUGUCAUUGCAUCGAUCCUUGUAGUCAUCUGCCUGUUCUGGGUUGGGGUUGUUGACAAUGUCGGCUUUGAGAACAAAGGGACCGCGCUGAACCUCCCAGGAAUACCUAUUGCAAUUGGAUUGUAUGGUUAUUGCUACUCAGGGCAUGGGGUGUUUCCGAACAUCUAUUCUUCCCUGAAGAAUCGCAACCAGUUCCCUGCAAUUCUUUUUACUUGCUUUGGUCUGUCUACCAUUUUGUUUGCCGGUGCUGCGGUGAUGGGAUACAAAAUGUUUGGUGAAGCGACAGAGUCUCAGUUCACACUCAAUUUACCAGAGAAUUUAGUGGUUUCAAAGGUCGCUGUUUGGACUACGGUGGCAAAUCCAAUAACCAAAUAUGCAUUAACCAUAAUCCCGCUGGCUAUGAGUUUGGAGGAGUUGCUGCCACCAAAUCAACAGAAGUACUGGAACAUAAUCAUGCUUAGAUCAGCACUGGUGGUGUCAACCCUCCUCAUUGCUCUAUCUGUACCCUUCUUUGGACUUGUGAUGGCCUUGGUUGGUUCUUUGCUCACCAUGCUUGUGACCUAUAUUCUACCAUGCGCGUGCUUUUUGGCAAUCCUUAAGAAAAAAGUGACUUGGUAUCAGAUUGCAGCUUGCUCAUUCAUCAUCGUGGUCGGAAUUUGCUGCGCGUGCGUGGGGACAUACUCAUCACUGGCCAGGAUAAUCCAGAGCUACACCUGAGUGGACAUAUAUAAUACAGCUGUUCCUGAAAUCCUACAUAUACAGCUCCCCGUCGAUAUUAUGUGUGCAAUAUUAGGCAAACAUCCGUUGAUUUGUAUAAUUUGAUUUGUGGCACGUCAAAGCUUGCAUGUUAAUGGAUCAACAGUAUGUAAUAAGGCUUCGAGGUUGUGUCAUGCAUAAAUAACAAUAUUUCUUUUUUGGUGCAAAAAAAAUUGAUUUAGUGUU